GCAGCCGUGGGGCAGCAAUGGGGGCCGCCUGCAGGGCAGGGACCGGCUGGGGCCGAGCUGCCCCGGGGGCCGCGUCACCCCGUGGGGUUCAAAACAGGGCCCGGAAAACCUCCUCGCCCUGUGCCAGUGUCCCCUAGUCCUUGUGUCCCCCAGCCCUGCCCCCUAUCAUCGUGUCUCUUGUGCCCUCACACCCUGUCCCCCUCUCAUCGUGUCCCUUGUGUCCCCCGGCCCUGCCCCGUGGCUCGGUGUCCCUCUCUCAUCGUGUCCCUUGCGUCCUCCAGCCCUGUCCCUCUGUCAUCGUGUCCCCUGUGUCCUCACACCCCAUCCCCCUGUCAUCAUGUCCCCCAGCCGUGUCUCCCCAGCAUCGUGUCCCUUGUGCCUUCGCGUCUCCCACCUGCGCCACCCUCAGUGUCCCCCAUCCUUCUGUCCCUGAGUCCUCGUGUCCGUCUCCAUCCUCCUUGUGUCCCCUCUUCCCACAUCCCUCUGUGCAUGUUCUCCCAUGUCCACGUCUUCUUGUCCCCAUCACCCUGUGUAUCCCUGUCCCAGUGUCCCCAUCCACAGGCAGACGCGAGCUGGGGGACCCAAAGAUUCUCUUGGAGGGCACCCAUGGGUCCUGUCCUUGGCGAGGGGCCCUCAUGCCAUGCCCCAUCCCACAGCGCUGGCGGCCGCCUCCCCCGGGGGGGAUGAAUGCCUGGAGGAGGAUGAGGAUGAGCUGGAGCAGGGGCUGGAUGAGGUGGAGGCCGAGCCGGAGGCCGGGAGCGGGGUGAAGGCGGCAGGGAGCACCCGGGGGGCUGUGCUCACCCGCCGCGGCAUCACGCUCCGUGUCCUGCUCCGCGAUGGGUUCCUUGAGCCAGCCCACGGUGUCCUCUCCAUCUACUACCUGGGCAAGAAGUUUGUUGGGGACCUGAGAGCAGACGGGACCAUCACCUGGCAGGAGACGGGGCAGGUCUUCAACUCACCCAGCGCCUGGGCCACCCACUGCAAACGCCUGGUGAACCCCGCCAAGAAGUCGGGGUGCGGUUGGGCAUCCGUCCGCUACAAGGGCCAAAAGCUGGACCAGUACAAAGCCGCUUGGCUACGCAAGAACCAGCCCAACGCACCGCCUGCAGAGGAGAGCCUGGCCAGCGAGGGCGAGGAGGAGGAGAUGCCUGAGGAGGAAGAGGAGGAGGCGUCGAGGGAGGGUCGGGCACCUGUGCAGGAGCUGGUGGCUGCCAAAAAGUUGGAGGAGAGGAGCAAGAAGCAGCAGUGCAAGAACCUGGUGGAGCCGGCAGGGAUGGGUAAGGUGACACGGGGGUCCUGGGGGGACCCUGGGCAGCCUGGUGGUGGUGACGGGGCGUUGUGCUUCACAGAUCACGGCCAGCCAGCGAAAAGGCUGGAGAGUAAACCUCGAGUGCCCGUCCGCUACUGCACCCUGGGCACCCGCGACUCGGCCAGGAAUCCCCAGACGCUGGUCGAGGUGACGUCCUUUGCUGCCAUCAACAAGUUCCAGCCCUUCAAUGUGGCCAUUUCUAGCAACGUCCUCCUGCUCCUGGAUUUCCACAGCCACCUUACACGGAGCGAAGUGGUGGGCUACCUGGGUGGGCGGUGGGACACCAGCACGCAGUUACUGACCGUGCUGCGAGCCUUCCCGUGCCGAACACGCCUGGGUGAUGCCGAGGCCGCCAGCACCGUGGAGGAGGAGAUCUGUCAGAGCCUGUUCCUGCGCGGGCUGUCGUUGGUGGGGUGGUACCACAGCCACCCCUUUGGCCCCGCUCUGCCCACCCUGCACGACAUCGAUGCGCAGAUGGAUUAUCAGCUCAAGCUGCAGGGUAGCGGCAACGGCUUCCAGCCCUGCCUGGCCCUCAUCUGCGGACCCUACUAUCAUGGGAACUCUGGCGUGGAGUCCAAAAUUGCGCCCUUCUGGGUGAUGCCACCACCAGAACAACGGCCUAAUGACUAUGGCAUCCCCAUGGAAGUGGAGGUUGCCUACAUCCAGGACGGCUUCCUCACCAAUGAUGUCCUGCAGGAGAUGACGCUGUUGGUGGAGUUUUACAAGGGAGCCCCUGACCUGGUGAAAUUUCAGGAGAUGUGGAGUCAGGACCAGACCUACCUGGACAAACUGAAGGGCUCCCUGGCCUCCCGCACGCCCAAAGACCAGAGCUUUGCCCACAUCCUGGAGCAGAUCUACAGUCUCCUCAAGCUUAGCAGCUGAAGGGCCGGGAGCCUCCUCUGACUCGGACCAGGUGCCUUCCCAGCAGCCUGGGCUCAGCUCGGCAGCUCCCCCAGCCUGAGGGGCUCAUCCUGACCCAGUGCGGGGCAGCGCUGUGGGGACCCACCUUGCCCACCGCACCAGGGAGUUCACCUGAGGGGUCCCAGGACUCCACUGGCUCCUGCCCUGCCUGGAGCGGCUGUCCGGUGGCUGUGCUGGCGCCAGGGCAGCGGUGGAGGGGGGUGUUGGUGGGAAAUCUUGGCUGUAAGUUCUUUGUGGAAGUGGUAGUUCAUUAAAAAGCAGUUCUUGAGAUGGAGCCGCUGUGUGGCUCCGAUGGCCUUGGGGACAUUUUGAGGGAUGAUAGCUACCAGCCUGCUGCCUGGUUUCAAGGGGCUGAACCAGAGGGACAUUCAUCUGGGGCUGCUUCUCCGUCCCACCGCGGCUCUUGAAGCUCAGUCUUGCCCUCGCAGAGAAGACACCCAAGUUAGAAAGAAGAAAACAUUUAAU
Messenger RNA from Cuculus canorus (common cuckoo), 2695 nucleotides. RefSeq names its product MPN domain containing (gene MPND). NCBI's taxonomy places the organism in Eukaryota, Metazoa, Chordata, Aves, Cuculiformes, Cuculidae. Gene Ontology annotation, cellular component: BRISC complex; BRCA1-A complex. The coding region runs from base 500 to 2191 and encodes 563 amino acids. The record is from RefSeq and is a predicted model, not a curated record. Gene Ontology annotation, biological process: double-strand break repair. The transcript has 11 exons. Gene Ontology annotation, molecular function: polyubiquitin modification-dependent protein binding; metallopeptidase activity.